GUUUCGUCUGAUUGUUGUAAAGCUUUCGCAUCGAAUAGUUGGACUAGACCGAACGUGGUGCCAGAAUUUUUAAAUAAAAACAUGCCGUGAUUAAUUCAUAAAAUGAUUUAUAGUGUUGAUGUUUUAUGCAACUGGCGUUCGAGACUUGUUGAGUGUUUGCGUUCCCUGUGCCUUCUGAUAUGCUGUUGUUGUGGGAACAAAGUUUCGGCCGCGCCGGAGACUCGCCAAGUCGAGGUCGGCGUGGUCGACGAAGCAGACAAGAAGAAGCACAACAAAAUCAAAACCUCAAAAUACACUUUACUCAUGUUCCUGCCGAAAAACCUCUCUGAACAGUUUCGAAGAGUUGUCAACUUUUACUUUCUCAUCGUCACAGUUAUUGCCGUUGUUAUAGAUAGUCCUGUAUCGCCUUUCACAAGCAUCGCUCCGUUAUCAUUCAUGGUGUUCGUAACAGCUGUCAAGCAAGGCUACGAAGACUGGCUCAGGCACAAGACUGAUAAUAAAGUCAACAAUCAGAUUGUUGAAAUAGUCUACAAAGGCGUGAUCAAAGAAGUGAAAAAUUCCACGAUAGCCCCUGGAACCUUGGUUCGUGUAAAACGAGGAAGGGAAGUACCAGCCGACCUCGUGCUCCUCUGUUCCGCCGGAGAGAAGGGAAAAUGUUAUAUCACCACUGCGAAUCUGGACGGGGAGACCAAUUUGAAAACACUAAGGGUGCCCCCACCUUUAGUCGGGUAUACGCCGGACAUUUUGCCACAAAACAUGCGUAUCGAGAUACCGAACCCGGUGGCCGACUUGUAUACCUUUUAUGGACGCCUCGAGAUCCCGGGGCUAGACAGCCUGGUGCUGUCCACCGAUAACCUCAUGCUUAGAGGAUCCAGAGUCAAAAAUACGGAGUGGGCCAUAGGUUGUGCUAUUUACACAGGGGAAGAAAGUAAACUGGCUCUCAAUUCGAAAUACACAGGGAACAAGUUCUCAUCGUGCGAACUGGCCGUCAACGGGUUCCUGCUCUUCUUUAUUUUGGUAUUACUCAUCGAGAUGGUCGUGUCUUUGAUCGCCAAGCUUGUCAUAGAGCACAGGAACCCCGAGAAGGACCUGUACCUCGGUCCGGGCACCACGUUCCCGCCGCACGUCUCCGACCUACUUCAGGAUCUUUUCUCGUUUCUGCUGCUAUAUUAUUAUAUCAUACCGAUGUCUCUGUACGUGACCAUCGAGCUUUAUAAAUUUAUAGGAGCACUAUUUAUCGGAUGGGACGAAGACUUUCGCUGCGAGGACACAGGAAGACCGGCGAUGGCCAACACAUCGGACCUCAACGAAGAGCUAGGUCAGGUCGAGGUUUUGUUCUCAGACAAAACUGGCACCUUAACGAAAAACCUCAUGGUGUUCAAGACAUGUUCAAUCAAAGGCAACGUUUACGAAGAGAGGAGUAACCAGCUGUACAACGUGGAAAGGUUUGAAGAGCCCGUCGAUGUGCUUCAGACAGACAUCAAAUUUUUCUUCAAAAUCCUCGCCCUGUGUCAUUCGGUUCAAGUUUCCAGUGAAGACAUGAAGAAGCUUAGCGCACGACUGUCUGGCGGAGGAGAUACUCAACUGAUGAACUUCUUUCGAAGGAAAAAACAAAAUAAAAAUCCCAACAACGGCGUACUGGACAAUGUCAGUUGGGACUCGGCCUUGAAAGAAGCUGGCAGUAAAAUGGACUACCAAGGCAGCAGCCCCGAUGAGAAAGCAUUGGUGGAGGCCGCCGAUAGAGUGGGAGUCACGUUUUUGGGCGAAGAGGGCAAUAAUCUCGUAUUGAAAGUGGGUGAGAACACGGAAAUGUAUGAAAGAUUGCAACUCAUCGAAUUCACUUCGGAGAGGAAGAGGAUGUCAGUUAUUCUUCGUGAUAAAGACGGAAAGAUAUGGUUAUUUUGCAAGGGAGCCGAAAGCUCUGUGUUUCCACUGUGCAAAGACUCGGCUCUGGUGGAGGAGGUGAACAGGGACAUCAAUGCGUUCGCAGUGAAGGGACUGCGGACAUUAGCUAUUGCUUACAGAGAGAUUUCUGACGAGGAAUACACUAGAGUCUCCGAAAGCAUAAAGCAUGUAGACGGAAAGAGCGCGGAGGCUCUGCAGCAACUCACCCAGCAGUACCGGGUUUUAGAACAACAACUGAUAUUAGUCGGCGCCACUGGAGUCGAGGACUGUCUGCAGGACGACGUGGCCGACACGCUCGCCUCCUUACGAAGAGCUGGCAUCAAAACCUGGGUGCUCACUGGGGAUAAGGUGGAAACAGCGCUCAACGUGGCCCAGUCGUGCGCGCACAUAUCGGAGACGGACCGGCGCAUGUUCCUGGUCGGGGUGGAGUCGGCCGGCGCGCUGCUCGCCCACCUGGACGAGUGCCGCCGGAUCGUCGCCGAGCCCGGCUACCGGGACCUCACGCUGGUGCUGGACGGGACCAGCAUGACGCAGCUGCUGGACGCCGGCGCCGCGCAGGCCUUCGUCGAUAUAUCGCUGCAGUGCAACGCCGUGCUGUGCUGCCGACUGUCGCCCAUACAGAAGGCUAAGAUAGUGAGACUUAUAAAGAGCAGUCCGCAGCAUCCGAUCACGGCCGCUAUAGGCGACGGCGCUAAUGACAUCUCUAUGAUACAAGAGGCGCACGUCGGCUUCGGUAUAUUCGGAAGAGAGGGUCAUCAGGCCGCGAGAUCCGCAGAUUUCGCCAUAACAAAAUUUUCAAUGAUAAAAAAGUUUUUACUCGUGUUGGGACAUUGGUACUAUCAGCGGCUGGCGACGCUCAUACACUACUUCUUCUACAAAAAUCUAGUCUUAGGUAAUAUAAUGUUCGCGUUUCAAAUCCAAACGGCCUUUUCGACACAAUCGGUAUACGACUCGAUGUACCUGACGCUGUUCAACCUGCUGUUCACGUCGCUGCCCUGCCUCAUCCUGUCGGUGACGGAGCAGCGCUGGCCGGCCGACAUGCUGCUCAAAAACCCGACACUGUACAGAAGCAUCACGAAGAACAAGCUGAUGACGUGGUCUAACUUCGGGGUGUGGUGCCUCUCGGCCGUGUACCACUCUGUUGUCAUUUACAUGUUCACGUAUCUGAUAUUCGUCGUGCCCGUCAUUAAUCUCGACGGGAACACUGUCGACUUGUGGUCGUACGGCGCUGCGCUAUUCCACCUCACGAUGGUCACCGUGAGUCUCAAGCUGUGGCUGCAGGCGCGCUACCACACGCUCGUGUUCGUCGCCUCCACCCUGCUCUCCUUAUUCAGCUACCUCGUCUUCAACACGAUCUACUCGCUCGUCUAUCUACAAAUCGACGGUGACGUGCUAGGGACGUACAUUCGUUUACUAACAUCUCCUGCGUUCGCAUUUCUAAACUUGGUGGUUGUGAUCGCGACGCUAGUGCCGGACUACUGCGUGCGGCUCGCGUCGGACCGCGGGGGCCGCCCCCGCCACGCGCCCCCCACCCGCGCGCCUCCCGCCGGCCUCUCCACCAGGCUCUAGCGCCACCGCCGCGCCACCGAGUGCGGCCCUGCAUUCAACGUGACUCAAAUCAGUGUGACCAGUGUUACAAACUAUUUCAAAACAGUUUCAAAAAAACGCUUUUGAGGAGCCUUAAAGGAACAAGCGAGGAUAAUUUUUGUGAUAAAGUUACUAUUAAUUUAAAUAUAAUGUAAGCAGCACAUUAAAUUCAUUAUUUUACCACCUAGAAACUUUUGUGCGAGGUAGCAAGUUGUGAUGGCCAAAUCGAAAGAUAAUAAUGAAUAAAGGUUGUGAAUAGUAUUUGUGUUAAGAAACUAAAGUUAAAGUAGAUCAAUUUAUGUAAUUUAAGGUUAUGUAUAAGUAAGUGCAUAUAGAAUACCUAAUAAAUAUACCUAGUCUAAUAUCAUACCUGACCAAUACCCAUUUGGCAAAUUUUAUUCUUUAGCACACCGAAAUUCAGCCUAAUGUCAAGGUUUUUGUAGUUGUCACAGAUAGACGGGCAACCAUACUGUUUUUAAAAUUGGGGAACAGCAUAAGGAUAAUUUUCCAACAAACAGCUGUUUUUUCUUUAAGCAGAUUUACGGAACUUAUAAAUACCUAUAAACAUUUCGUAACCGCAGUCAAAUUUUUUGCCCAAUUUCUUAUAUUCAAUGAAGCUAAAUACCAGUAUGCCAGGGAAUUCGGAAUUGAAUUCACGAACAUUUAGUGUAGGUAUAAAGGUACAAAGCGUCUAGUUUAUAAAUACAAUGAUAUUAAUGACAAGAUUAUCAUUUUUGCACUCGUUAGGUACCUAACAUUUUGAAUUAUUAAUAAAUGAUUAUCCAGUACAUGAUGUACAACUAUAUAUAAGCUCGCAGUUGAGCUUGGUGUUCGCAGCCACUUUGAGAAGGCGGCACGACUUAAGAACCCUCUUGUCGUGGCCGCUGGAAACUACAUACCCGACCCUGUAAACCGAAUGGUAAACCAUCGACGUCGCCCUAAGCACGUCAUUACGGAUCCUCCUGAUCCAUUAACGGUGCUUUUAGGCACCACAAGCACCGGUCACCGUCCUCGUCGAACCCGUCGCUUGCGACGAAGGGCUUGACGAGUGAAUUAACCCAUAGACACAACCCACUGAGUUUCUCGCCGGAUCUUCUCAGUGGGUCGCGUUUCCGAUCCGGUGGUAGAUUCUGCGAAGCACUGCUCUUGCUAGGGUCAGUGUUAGCAACUCUCCGGUUUGAGCCUCGUGAACUCACCUACAAACGUUAGAGUGAAGCUGAAAUAGCCUCUCAAGGCUAUCAGCAUUAGUAGGAGAAAAAAAAAAUUGUGUUCGGCGUCGAAGCGUCGAUCUCCACAACGAUCUAAACCAGGGGCUCCCAAACUUAUUCUGUCUACUGCCCACUUUGAGAAUAAAUUAUUUUAUAUCGCCCCUAUUUUUUCACGUACUUAAAAACCACUAUAGCCAGAGCUCUCGGUGUCUAAGAGUCCUCCUAGAUAAAAUUACAAAUCGUCUCCCAUAUAUAUAAAUCCCAUAUAUGUAUAGAGGCACACCGCCCCCACUUUUUUCUGGGUCUCUUACAGCCCCCCUUUAGGCCUGCAGCGCCCACAAGGGGGCGUUAUCGCCCACUUUGGGAAAGGCUGAUCUAAACCUCGAAUCCAUCAAGAAACACCAAAAAGAACAACGUUGUAGUAAAUGAAAUGAAUAUAAAAAACAUAGCUUAAUCUACUUUUUUCUCCUACCUAUUCGCUGGUAGCGUAAGAGGCUAUUCCAGCUACGCCCGGAAUGGUAGGUGAGCUCACGGACUCGAUCUGAGAGAAUUUGCUAACACUAGCUCUAGUAAGACCAGUGCUUCGCAGAAUCUACCACCGGAUCGAAAUCGUGACCCACUGAGAAGAUCCGACGAGAAACAGUGGGCUUUUAUCUAGUGCAGUGGAAGAAUACGUCCACUAUAUAAGAAAUACAUGUUGAAAUGAUCUUAAAAGUGACAAAAACUAUUUUUGAACACUUAAUUGAACAUUCAUUGUCAAAGGCUUUUACUUCGAUCCGUCUGCGUUCGGAUUAAUCCGAUUCUGAUUUACGACUCCUGUUUUGUUUAAUUAGGCUUGUUCAUAAUAUUUCGCAGGAUAUGUAGGUACUAACUUGUUAAUUUUCUCGUUUAUAAUUGACAUUGCCAAGCUUAUUGCAUUUCAAUGGAUAAAUACAAACCAUCUUCGACUAUCGAAGAUAUUAAAACAAAAAUAGGAAGCAGUAAAAAAAUUCUAAUUUUAAUUGAUUUAGCGCUCUAUUAUAAAAUCAGAAAUUUCCCUAAACCUCAUUUUAGAGUGACAUGAUUUUAAGCACGUUCUUAACGCACAGAGAAAAUAAAAUAAGUGUAUUAUUGAAAUAAUAUGUUUAUUUGUUUAAAUUGCGUGUUUCUCAAGGAAAUAUUUUUCCUUGAAGGAUCUACAAGUUGCGUCAUGCACGCUUAUAUAAUAAUUUUUUAUUAAAUAAAAUAUCACGUUAGGCGAUGUCUUCACCUAAAUCAAUAUCUAGACUUUUACCUAAUAUUAUAGUAAAACUGAUAAGAGCGGUGCUUAGAAAAAUAUUCUGGUGUUGAAACAUAUGGGGCUUAGAUUAAUAAGAUGAUCAUAAAAAAAGAAGGUGAAAUUGUUCUUUGUUUCAUACAUUUCGAUAGUUCUGAUGAUAGUUGUAAGCCGCGCCAAUAAAGAAACGAACAGAAAACGGCGUCUAUGUACCUGCACUGACUAACAGAUGGUAGGGUCAACAAAUAAAUAGAAAGAUAGAAAGAAAAAGUUGUUUAUUGUAAAAAAAUAUAAAAAACAAAUAAGAAUGUACUUUACUUUACUUUGGUGCCCUAACAAAAACAACAAAAUAUAAAAUAACAACGAAAUAACGAACAAAUACAACAAAUAACAACAGAAUUUGAGAGAAAACAGAGCGCGUCGAGACAGUGUGAGAACAAAGUCAGAACUUAGGUUAUUUAGAAUCUUACUUUAAGGUCAGAACUGAUAUUUUUUUGCAUGCAGUACGCGCCGUGUGCGACUAAAGGUAGAAAUAGUUUGGAGUGAGAGCGCAUGAUCGCCGCUGCCAUUAGAUUUGUUUCUUUAUUGGCGCGGCUUGAAGGUACUGUCGAUUGUGUUUAAAUUUUUACAGUAAUUUAUUUAAAGAACUAAGACUAUUAAUGAUUAUUAAUGUGUGUGCAUUGAACCAAACGAACAAGGUAUUUUUUUUUGUAAAAAGUGUUUGUUAUUCGGUAAGAAAGUUUAUGAUAGUUUUAAAAUAGGUACUUUAUAAAAAUAUGCGGCACGACAUUACAUACAACUACAUUAAUAUUAAAUUUUAUUCACUGUU
Messenger RNA from Bombyx mori (domestic silkworm), 6784 nucleotides. Its product is annotated as phospholipid-transporting ATPase IF. Gene Ontology annotation, molecular function: ATP binding; magnesium ion binding; ATPase-coupled intramembrane lipid carrier activity. Gene Ontology annotation, biological process: phospholipid translocation. The record is from RefSeq and is a predicted model, not a curated record. The coding region runs from base 103 to 3474 and encodes 1123 amino acids. Gene Ontology annotation, cellular component: endoplasmic reticulum; plasma membrane. The transcript has 17 exons. Lineage: Eukaryota; Metazoa; Arthropoda; Insecta; Lepidoptera; Bombycidae.